This is a messenger RNA of Microtus ochrogaster (prairie vole), 2375 nucleotides long. It is a transcript of the gene Gjb2, whose product is annotated as gap junction protein beta 2. Lineage: Eukaryota; Metazoa; Chordata; Mammalia; Rodentia; Cricetidae. Gene Ontology annotation, cellular component: connexin complex. The record is from RefSeq and is a predicted model, not a curated record. Gene Ontology annotation, biological process: gap junction-mediated intercellular transport; cell-cell signaling. Gene Ontology annotation, molecular function: gap junction channel activity.
CCAGCCGGCGGCGCUCCCGCCUACAGAGCGCAGCCUCCGCCGGGACCAGCGGCGACCAGCUCCGGUUCAGCCCGCGACCCACUCCGGACCAACCCAGGACCGGCCCGAGACCCACGCAGGACCUGCUCCUCCCAGGCAACAGCGUUUCGCCGCCUCUCGCCACCCAGCGCCGAGCGCUCCUCGGGACACAGUGCCACCACCCAGAGGACAAGAUGGAUUGGGGCACGCUACAGAGUAUCCUCGGGGGUGUCAACAAACACUCCACCAGCAUCGGGAAAAUCUGGCUGACCGUCCUGUUCAUUUUCCGCAUCAUGAUCCUCGUGGUGGCUGCCAAAGAAGUGUGGGGGGAUGAGCAAGCCGAUUUUAUCUGCAACACGCUCCAGCCUGGCUGCAAGAACGUGUGCUACGACCACUACUUCCCCAUCUCCCACAUCCGACUCUGGGCCCUGCAGCUGAUCUUCGUGUCCACGCCAGCCCUCCUGGUAGCCAUGCAUGUGGCCUACAGGAGGCACGAAAAGAAACGCAAGUUCAUGAAGGGAGAGAUAAAGAAUGAGUUUAAGGACAUCGAAGAGAUCAAAACCCAGAAGGUCCGUAUCGAAGGGUCCCUGUGGUGGACCUACACCACCAGCAUCUUCUUCCGGGUCAUCUUUGAGGCUGUCUUCAUGUACGUCUUUUACAUCAUGUACAAUGGCUUCUUCAUGCAGCGUCUGGUGAAGUGCAACGCCUGGCCUUGUCCCAACACAGUGGACUGCUUCAUUUCCAGGCCCACGGAAAAGACCGUCUUCACGGUCUUCAUGAUCGCAGUGUCUGGGAUUUGCAUCCUGCUAAACAUCACAGAAUUGUGCUAUUUGUUCAUUAGAUAUUGUUCCGGAAAGUCAAAAAGACAAGUUUAACAUAUUCCCUGGCUGCUAGAGCAAAGAUUGAGCAAAAGGAUGAGGCAACCUGUGCUUAGCUGUCAGAGCUCAGCCACCAGCAUUUCCCAAGACAAACUUAAAUGCCACCAUCUGAAGUCCCCAUAGGCCUCACAUGAAACUCCAGAGGCCUCCAUGGGGCUCCCUUCCCCCAAAGCGCCAAACAAAGGCCCAAUUCUAUGCCUGUAUUAGUCGGUUCUAAAGUUAGUUCCACUGAGACCCCGUGCUGGUAGCGACUAUUCUGGUAGGACACAUUCACAGUUUAAACAAAGAAUCUCACACUGUCUGUCUUCCUCAGAGCCCAGUCCCAAGGAAGGUGCCCAGAAAGUUCACUGUGCCUCGCUUAAGGCUCCCUUCCCCAAGCUGCCCCCAGUUAAUGGUAAAGAAUCUCCACUCUGUCAUUUGCUUUGAUAGUUUAAGUCUGCAAAAGUGGACAAAGUUAUUUAAUGCUUCAAGCACUGUGUACUUUUUUUUUUAAACACAACCUUAAAAUAUGAUAGGUUCUUUUGUUCUCAAAGUGAUCUGGAAACCAUUAUACAUUCCUCCUAUUUCAAAGGUUCAGUUUGUGAUAUGAACGUGUAACCAGAUCUCACAAGGUCUUUAAAACGUUGGUCUUUUGGUUAUGGGAAAUCCGCGGUGUGGCUGAGAGGCCAUCUACGGUAUUCCUCUUCAGUGUGCUGAGUCCAGGGCAGCAGCCUCACAACCUGUCCCACAUGACACAAACGGAAAGCUUUCGUGCUGGCUGCUGACCAGAAGAGGCCUCGCUUAAAAAGCCCAAGUGUCAUUUUGCAUAAGAGACAGAUAGGAUAUGCCAACCACUGCCACCCGCUCUGAGCCUAACCCAGCCCCUCCCUCCCUCCUGGCAUUUGCCCGCUCUAGCUGUGGGAUGUGGCCGCCAGCAUCAGGAGACACUGACUUCAUGAGUUCGCUUAGGAAUUUCACUGCCGUGGUAUAAUUUAAUGGUGCAGAAACAAAAUGGGGUGGAGGCAAGGGGAUAACUAUUUUUAAAGAACCAAUGGAACUUCUAGACUCUAAAUUCUGCUGAUUGAACUGAAUUUUUCUACUUUGGAAGUCUGUUUGCUACCCUCUUCGGCAUUGCCUUUCUUAACUGGAAACAGAAGUAUGGCUAUCUGGAAAGACUAGGAACUAGAGUUUAGGUCACUAUGUUACUCUUCUAGGGCAAGUUGAACCUUAGUAUUGCCAUUAUGCUUAAUGUGUUUCCCACAAGAUGGCACUCAACAGCUCCAACAGGGGGCAUUUUUACUGCCAAGAAUGGCAUUGGGAAGACAUUUUGUAACAAUAAAUAAGAGUUUGUGGUUUCAUGCUUGUCACUAAAGUAAUUUUGUAAACUCUUAAAUGUCAUUUAUUAAAAUAUGAUUAUUUUGUAUACUUUAAAAUUAAAUAAGGUUUUUAACAGAAUGCCAAAUUUUAACUUAAUCAAUAGUAAGUCUUUCUUGAGGGGGG